CCCAAUUUAGGCCCAAUAAACACAAUCGACGGCGGGGAUCUCGCGGCUAGGGUCUCGAACGGGCUUGCUCCGCAGUAUGGGUUUAGGGGCUCGGUCGAUCCGGCGAAGAGCCGCGGAGAAGAAGACAUCCCGAUCCAAUGGCGAAGAUUAAGGUCCACGAGCUCCGGGGGAAGACCAAGGCGGAGCUGCAUAACCGGCUCAAGGACCUCAAGAACGAGCUCAGCCUCGUCCGCGUCGCCAAGGUCACCGGCGGUGCUCCCAACAAGCUCUCCAAGAUCAAGGUGGUGAGGCUGUCGAUUCCGCGGGUGCUGACGGUCACCUCGCAGAAGCAGAAGGCAGCGCUGAGGGAGGCAUACAAGAAGAAGAAGCGCAUCCCGCUCGACCUCAGGCCUAAAAGGACUCGUGCGAUCCGCUGCCGCCUUUCCAAGUAUCAGGUUGAGAAACUUCUUUCAACCUCGAUCUUUGUACAGGUGGCAGAGCUCGACGUUUCCACCUCAGAGGCACCUUGGCUAUCCCUAUGCACAUAGGCCAGAAUCAUGUCGAGCUGUCCAGGACAUCAAUGAUAUUUUCCUAUAACGGUGCCUCUAUAUGUUCUACUCUUUUUUGCUAUUGGUCAUUCCUACCAAAACAUUUAUUUAAUCAAAGUGUAACUGCCAAACAAGGUUUUCUGGUGAUCACUUGAUUCCUUUAUCUAGUUUUCCAUCCUCAUCAAUUAGUUUAUAUGUUUGUGUAGCUUGAACCUUUGACUACAUGGUUGUGCAUAAAGUGUCAUGCUGAUCUGCAUAGGCUGGCACGGGUUAACAUGGGCUCUGCAUUGAGCCAUGCUGGCAGUGCUGACAAAUGGGCAAGUCAAUUUCGGUCAUGUGUUAGUUGGCAGAGUAUUGUGGUGAUUGGUAAAGUGGGGAAUUCGUGUGCCCUCACGUCAUUAAACGACAAACUUAGUGUAGAUUGGUGCAAACAUGUAACUUUUCACAUGUUAUAUUCCUGGUGGUUGGUUAUUGGUGACAUGGAAUGUAUACUAUGUCUUGUGGGCACAAAUGGAUAUCUAGGAGUGUAUUAGACUCUUCAGUACUUAAAUAUAGUAAAGGUUGCGAUUAGUGUCAUUUAUGAUGAGGAGAAGGGUUAGAUGAUGAAAAGAGAAGGCAACCGUGGCCUACUAGUGUAAGAGAGGAUGCCAUGUUUAACAUUUAUGAUCUUCAUUAUGGUGCUACCUAACUUAAAGAUAUGGUGUGACUUGAGUAGGUGAGGGACAUGGGUCUUUCACUUGUAAAAAUAGUAAAGAAUAUAAAUGUAUGAUGUUAUAUGAUGUUAUAUAUUAAAGAAUAUAAAUGUAUUCACUGGUAUUUAUAUUAAAGAAUAUAAAUGUAUGAUGUUAUAUGGAAACACACUUGGUUUAUUCUUCUCAGUGUCGUUCCUAUUGGUGAGUAAAUUUUUGUUUAACAAUUGAUCUGCAACUGUUUAAUAAUAGUUGUAGAGCAAACUAGUUCCAUGUCAACAAAAUGUGAAGUUCCAACAUCAUUGUAAAUGUUGUAACACCUCGAUUAGUACUACAACGGAGGUGGACAAGACUAAGGUUGACUUAUAAGGGUAUAAUGAAUGUACUGCUAUCAACUUCAGUUUAAACAUUUUGACUAGUGGUUUGGGCCAAACGAAGUUAAUAGACCAGUUAGCCCAUCAUGCCCGAGUCAUGACGUUUGGUAUCAAAGUCGACCUAGUAUUUUGGUAUGAUAAGGGGGCUCGAGUAGGAAAGAGCUAUCCGCGGAUGGAAUCAAAGGACUUGUCACGGCGUAGAGCCACAAUUGGACUACGCCUCACAUGUAUCAUGCUAGGGUUUGACCUUGUUAUCAGACUGAUAUUAUUGUUAUCUCGCAUCGUAGUUUAGAUGAAGCGUAUAUACCAUGUGGUUAUCUUCAUGUUAAGCUGAUUCAGAUGCUAUUAUGGUUACCGCGGAAAGACGGUUUCUCCAAUCGUAAUUUGACAACCGACACAAAUCCAGUCUUUCCUUCUUCAUUUGGCAGCGUAAUGAUUUUUAUUCAAGCACUAAUGGCAUACAUCGACUGAAAAUUUUGUUUGUUCCGA
This is a messenger RNA of Musa acuminata AAA Group (dessert banana), 2079 nucleotides long. Its product is annotated as large ribosomal subunit protein uL29-like. Bases 138 to 527 code for a protein of 129 amino acids. Gene Ontology annotation, biological process: maturation of LSU-rRNA from tricistronic rRNA transcript (SSU-rRNA, 5.8S rRNA, LSU-rRNA); translation. The record is from RefSeq and is a predicted model, not a curated record. Gene Ontology annotation, molecular function: mRNA binding; structural constituent of ribosome. Lineage: Eukaryota; Viridiplantae; Streptophyta; Magnoliopsida; Zingiberales; Musaceae. Gene Ontology annotation, cellular component: cytosolic large ribosomal subunit; ribosome. The transcript is spliced from 4 exons.